AUUUAUAUUUCCGUUUUUCUUUCUUUUCUUUCAGUUGCUCCGCUGUCUGGGCGCGCCUUUUCAAUCCAGUGUAAAAUGGGAUGGCAAGAAUGGAACCAGGCCUGCUACAAGUUAACCAACGAUUUUGUAUCAUUCUCCAGCGCCUCCUCCAUUUGUAGGCAGAGUGGAGCUGAAUUGGUGUCCAUUGCAAGUCUCCAAGAAAACGAAUUCGUCCACAAUGUGUCCGAAGGAGAGGACGUCUUCAUUGGUCUCCGUGCUGCAAAAGCCAGUGACAGCUUUGUCUGGUUGGAUGGCAGCACUUUUGAUUACAGUAGGUGGGAAGACGGAGAACCUAACGGCGAUUGUGGAGUAGACGGCUGUUGCGUUAUCCUCGUGGGACCUACCGGCAGGUGGAAUGACACACCAUGUGAGAUGUGGCAGCCGUUUGUGUGUAAAUUCACAAGCUCGCAACCCAAACUGCGGCCAGGUAAUUGCCUAGUUUUUAACCUAGGGGAACGUGUCCGUGUGUUAUGGGACUAUCAACAUUAGAUACAAAUAGUCAGAAACAGCGCGCCGAGUUUUGACAAAUAAAAUCCCCGAGCUUGGCGUUAAUAAGGGCAAUAUUGAAGACGAUAGAGCCAUUUUAGAACAUGACAAUUUACAAAGAAAUGUAUGGAUUGCUGGAGUCCCAUAUUUAGAGAUGUUGGAUGGGUGUAUAUAUAUCUCGUUCAUUGUUAGCCCCAUGAACACCUGUGCUUGAGGAUUUUAUACGUGGCUCACUGGUUAAUAGAGCACUAAAGUGUGAUGUCAUAAAAAAUUAAAUUUGUGAAAUCAUGGGAUUUGUCAGGAUAUUCUCAAAGAACAUAAUCCAAGAGGCCUACUUGCCGAAAACUAGCAUUGUUGGGCAAAUUGUCUCUGAGAUAUUAGCCUAGUUAUGUUCUGAUGACUCCUUACAAAUCCUUCUAAAUUUGACUUAGGUCUAAACUUUUAGACCCAAGCAGGAUUUUAGAAGGAUUUUUAUGGAGUCAUCAGAGCAUAACUGGGCUAAUAUCUCAGAGCAGGAGCGCAAAAUUUCGGCAAGUAGGCGUCUUGGACCUUGUUCUUUCAGAAUAUCUCGACAAAUCUCAUAAUUUCACAAAUUUAAUUUUUAUGACGUCAUCACUUUAGAACACUAUAACGGAGCUCCACGCGAGAGCGUAGCGCCACACCCAAGAAAAUGUGGUACUCUACCCAUCCGAGAAAUUUUGGUAAUCAAGUGACCGUACGCCCGUCCGUCCGUACGCACCACAGGUAUACCAAUGUAAAAUAACUCAACGAACAGGUAUGGCAACCCAAAUGCAAUUCGAGGUUAUUUUGGCUGAAAAUCGCGUAGCCACCCGCGUCUUGUGAAGCAGGGACAACUUAAAAGUCAAUAAAGACGAAAACGGACAUUUCCUCCAUAAAACGUGUAACUAGGAAGUUUCACGUUGUAGUCGUGCAAAACAACGGCAGACAUGUACAAAUAAGUGUGCUGCACGUGCAAAGUUGCUUUUUUGCUAAUCAGACCUGCUGUUGUUUUUCACCGUUCUCGUUGCCUUCGCCGUGUAGCGUUACACGAUUUUAUAUUUUGUUUGAGCAAACAAUAAAUAUUAUCGAGAUCUAUAUAUUAAUCCCAUAGUAUACAGACUUGUACCCAGUUCCGCUCGGUUUGACAGCAGGCCAAAGGUUAAGUAACGUCGACGGCGAUGUCCGCCUAAACGACGCUCACUUAUUACGAUGUCUAUAGCCUGCGUAGGCAGCAAUCAAUGAAUAGGGAUGAGCGCUUAGGUAUGAUAGCCUGUACACAGGCUAAGGUAUGACUGCUCUUCUAAGUAGAACAAAUUAUAGUGAAUGUACAAAAGUUAUAGUGUAUGCAAACUUAUGUAAAAGAGGCGUAAUGGAUUGGUAUUGGAGGUGGAGUUAUUUCACACCCCAAUUCAUCAAACUCAGGAGUCCAUAACCCUGAGAGAGCAACUGCCAUGUACUCGUGUCAUAGCGUUCUCACCGACCAGUUUAUUUUAAGAACAUAUUUGGCAUGAAUUCAGAAUGUACUUUUAGUCACAUAGACCAGUCAGCAAAACCCACAGACCUAAAAAUGAUAUGUUUGACGUUUGAAAGAGGUUUAGUUUUCCGUUUUUAUAUCUUACACUUGGAAUGCGCUCAUAGGUGGAUCGGAGAUUCCGUUUCGGCUGAAAAAAGCACUCUAAAAUGUAUAUAAAAAUAAAGCGGCCCGAGAAAACGCGGCGGCAGAGUUGCUAUAGUAACUCCGGGUUGUGGGCUUCUGUCAAACUCGAAUUAAAAAGCCUUUCUGUUUCCUUUUCAGACAAAAAUGCACUGAAAAAAGAACAGAACUUCAUCAUACACGAGCAGAAAAGUCUGGCACAUCACGUGAUCUACAAACAAUCCUUGUCGACUUUAAUUCACUGUGCGCUGAUGUGCACCAACUCGCCAUUUUGUAAAUCGGUCAACUUCAUAUCAGAGCAAGGAGGAAAUUUUGGCGAAUGUCAACUCAAUGACGCUACAGCAGAAGACUUUCCAUUCCAUCUGAAGCGAGUUUCUAAUUCAGUGUAUUCUGUUGUGUAUAGCUCAUGA
This is a messenger RNA of Porites lobata, 2589 nucleotides long. Lineage: Eukaryota; Metazoa; Cnidaria; Anthozoa; Scleractinia; Poritidae. The record is from the annotation of a GenBank genome assembly.